UGUUACUGGAGCCUUCGGGAGCUGUCAGUGUCACGGAAGGGGGCAAUAGAGUCAACGCGAUUUACUUGUAACUGAAUCUGUGUACAUCAUUUAUUGCAGGGCGCUUUACUGGCGCAUAGAUUGACUUAACUAGAAAAGCGAAUGGAUAGCAAUUACUUUUUUGCAGUUUUCAUUCUGGGAGUUACGAUGCAAUUACUUUAAUCACAGUUUAGAUGGGUAUAUGUCUUGCGAAUGGAUAGUAAGCUUAGACAGGCUUAACGUGAUUUGGUCGGUUUAAAAGUUGGCACUAACGAUUGCUGGCUUGAUGAUUAAUUGCAAAGCAGAUAUGGACAAGUAAUUUAAUAGUUGUCACGGAAAGCUUCCAUGCAGUUGUUACAAUUAACUUGCCGGCUGAGAUAAUUGUAACAAAUUUACUGUAUUAUAUGAUUACAUGUUGGCAAGAUUUUUUUUUUACAGUGUAGCCUACUGUAUAUUUAUCGAACUAACCAAUGGCUAUUGGUUAUAUCAAUAAUGUUUUGUUUGCAAUUUGUUUAGAGAAAAGCUAAGAGAGAAAGGUGAAUAUUAAGUUGGUCUACAGUUAGGAACUCAGCUCAUUAGCUAGCAGCACUGUCGGGUGCGCUGUCCAUUCACCCUGAGUCAGAUUUAGACUAGUUUACACAUCAAAUAGCCGGCGAUUUUAUCAUUUAAUAUCUAUAUUACAGUAAACAUACUUUUUCGCGAGUUUACUACAUUUAUCAGGAUGAAUAUCUUUGCGGAGUUUUUCUUGGUCAUUCUGAAAGUGCUUUGGGCUUUUGUGAUGGCCGGGUUGAAAUGGGUGGUUCGGCCAAAAGAGAAAAGCGUUGCGGGGCAGGUGUGUGUGAUCACCGGGGCAGGCAGCGGGCUGGGCCGACUCUUUGCCAAGGAGUUUGCUCGACGACGGGCAGUGCUAGUGCUCUGGGACAUCAACAGCCAAAGCAACGAGGAAACUGCAGAGAUGGUGCGGCAGAUAUAUCGUGAGCUGGACAGCCCAGUGACCAAAGAUGGAGUUGUGAGUGGUGUAGAGGAGAUCCCGCCAUUCCAGCCCCAGGUGUACACCUAUGUCUGCGACGUGGGAAAGCGCGAAAGCGUGUACUCCACGGCGGAGAAGGUGCGUCAAGAAGUGGGGGACAUCGACUUGCUGAUCAAUAACGCCGGCGUGGUGUCCGGCCACCACCUCCUGGAGUGCCCCGAUGAGCUCAUCGAGAGGACCAUGAUGGUUAACUGCCACGCGCACUUCUGGACCACCAAGGCCUUUCUUCCCAAGAUGCUGGAGAUGAACCAUGGACACAUUGUGACAGUUGCCAGCUCGCUGGGAUUAUUCAGCACAGCUGGUGUGGAGGACUACUGCGCCAGCAAGUUCGGUGCCAUCGGCUUCCACGAGUCGCUCAGCCACGAGCUGAAGGCGGCGGAGAAAGACGGGAUCAAAAUGACCCUGGUCUGCCCCUACCUGGUGGACACCGGCAUGUUCAGAGGCUGCAGAAUCCGGAAAGAGUUUGAGCCCUUCCUGCCCCCCCUGAAGCCCGAGUUCUGCGUGACACAGGCCAUGAGGGCCAUCCUGACCGACCAGCCCAUGAUCUGCACGCCGCGCAUCGUCUACAUGGUCAACUUCAUGAAAAGCAUCCUGCCCUUUGAGGCCGUCGUGUGCAUGUACCGCUUUCUGGGCGCCGACAAGUGCAUGUACCCGUUCCUGGCACAGAGGAAGCAGGCCAUGAACAACAAUGAGGCGAAGAACGGGAUCUAGAGGGCGCUGUUCCCAAGUUGUACAUCGGCACAUUUCCUGAAAACGCGGAGGAUAAGACCACUGAAGGAGAAUCGGAGAGAGAGAGAGAGAAGAAAAGACUGAAUCUUGACUGGUGCACUUGCAUUGACCAGAUGCAAAGGUUUACCAUAUUGUUCCUCUGGAACAAAGAAAGCUGUGUACUACACUAAGGAUUUAUUUGUAUUUGUUUAAGGUUUGUUUAAAGAAACCAACUGUCUAUAUACUGUGUUGACAAUAGUUUUUAAAUCAUACAAAAGGUAUUCAAUUAUUAACUAUUUACGUAAUGUAGUCACCAGCAUUAUUUAGCGUCUUUGUGGAAAAAUACAGUAUGUUACUGUAUGAACAGUAAAUCUUGUCACUUUGUUUUUUUUUGUAGACAUGCACUGUAAUUACACAAUUUCUCCACACUGCAAACACUAUUCGUGUAGAACAGUUCCACAGCAUAGUAUUUCUCAACUGCUCCCAGCACACUGCGAGGUCAGUAACCACAGAGGCUGCAUCUAUAGGUGACAUCCCACUAACUUGGGGGGACAAAGAUUGACCGAAUCCUUCUUGACAUCAGACUGAUCCUGGCUAACGUCUGACAGGUCAUCAUCUUGCACUGCCAACUCCUAAUGUUUUCAUCUGUACUCUUGUCCUUGGCAUUAAUUGGAUGUACAGCAGUCUUUCAUUCCCGUUGACCUGUCAGUAUAAGGACACGUAUUCCUCAGUUGCCCAUCAUGCAGGUUGUCGAAGCCUGGGAUUCUCCUUACUUCUUGGUUUGUGCUGCUCAGUUGAUGAAAGACAAAUGUAAUCAAUAGGUCAGGGGUCAGCGCCCCAUGUUGAACCAAACCGUAUUUGUUUGGCAGUGCUCAUCGAUCUUGUUUUCACGUCGUCGCGCGGGGGGGAAAAAGAUCAAUUUGGCAUAGGUCCUGGAUGUAUAGUUGGAUAUAUUUUUGUAAACAUUUCUUGUGCAAUUAAAUGUACAGAAACAUCAGCAAUAUUGUUCCCUCUGGUUUGUGCUGUAGAGCUAACCGUCCCAAUGUCUACAUUCUUUUUAAAAGCAGGAAAGCCUUGUGCAACCUUUCAAAACUCAAAGUUAGGGAAUUUCUUGUUUUUAUAUGCAAGUUAUUUGUCUGUCAUUGUCUUGAUCAGUGAGAUGUUAAAAAUAUCAUGGUCUAUACACACUACUGACUAUUAAAACUAUGUUUGGAAGUAUUGCAUUAAACUCCUUUUUCAAUGAAAUGUUAAUGUUUAACUGUUGUGAGUACCCAAAAUUCCACUGAAAUGAAAACUCCAUUGUUUAAUAUUUGGAUAUUUUGUAUGCUUUAGGAAGACAGACCUUUUGAAUUUAAGCAACAUUCCAAUAGGCGUUUUCUUCAUUGACUAUUAUGAGCCUAAAAUCUCUACCUCUCGAUUUUUUGCCAUUUGUUGACAGUAUGACAGAAGCCUCCUUUUUGUAAUUUUCUUUGAAUCCUGCUCUGCAGAGGAGCAGGUUAUAUGUGGUUCUGAUGUUUAGUGUCUCUACCUAACUUAAAUGAAUAAAGUGAUUUAGAUUAUUA
This is a messenger RNA of Anguilla anguilla (European eel), 3318 nucleotides long. RefSeq names its product retinol dehydrogenase 10a (gene rdh10a). The record is from RefSeq and is a predicted model, not a curated record. NCBI's taxonomy places the organism in Eukaryota, Metazoa, Chordata, Actinopteri, Anguilliformes, Anguillidae. Gene Ontology annotation, molecular function: oxidoreductase activity, acting on the CH-OH group of donors, NAD or NADP as acceptor. The transcript has 6 exons. Gene Ontology annotation, cellular component: lipid droplet. Bases 740 to 1759 code for a protein of 339 amino acids.